UCCCUGUCCCCGCCCCGCCGCCGGCUCGCUCCACUCCCACUUCCUGAGCCCCGCGGCUGGAGCCCUGGAGGCCAGGCCGCUCCUGGCCCCCAGGGGCACGUCGGCCCCGAGUCCCGUCCCGGCCCCUGGGCUCGGGACGCUGCCGACCGCACUGCCCAGGCCGCCGCGGCCUCGCGCCUCCCUCCCGGGCCUCCACCCGCCCGGCCGCCAUGCGCCUGCCUUGGGCCGCCUCUCCCCGCGGCCUGGCCUGGGGGCCCCUGGCGCUGGGCCUCUGCGGGCUCCUGGCGGUGUCCCAGCCCCGACUGGUGCCCCCGUACCGUGCGGAGAACCAAACCUGCCAGGACCAGGAGAAGGAGUACUACGAGCCCAAGCACCGGGUCUGCUGUUCCCGCUGCCCCCCAGGCACAUACAUCACAACCGAAUGCAGCCGCAGCCAGGACACGGUUUGUUCUGACUGUGCCGAAAAUUCCUACAAUGAGCACUGGAACCACCUCCUCAAUUGCCAGCUGUGCCGCCCCUGUGACGAGGUGCUGGGCCUCAGGGAGACCGCGCCUUGCACUACAAAGCAGAAAACACAGUGCCACUGCCAGCCAGGAAUGUUCUGUGCCCACUGGGACCAGGAGUGUGUGUUCUGCGAGUCACUCUUUAGCUGCCCACCUGGCACAGAAGCGGAGCUUGAAGGUAAAGUCGAGGAGGCUAACAACUGUGUUCCCUGCAAGGCAGGGCACUUCCAGAACACCUCCUCCUCCGGCGCCCGCUGCCAGCCCCACACAAGGUGUGAGGCUCAGGGCCUGGUGGAGGCAACUCCAGGCACCGCCCAGUCUGACGCCAGCUGCAGAAAUCCGCUGGAGCCGCUGCCCCCCGAGAUGCCAGGAACGAUGUUGGUGCUGGCCGUCCUGCUGCCGCUGCUCUCCCUCCUGCUCCUUACCACUGUCCUCGCCUGCACCUGGAAGAGCCACCCCCCACUCUGCAGAAAGCUGGGAUUCCUGCUCAAGAGGCAUCCUGAGGGAGAGGAUCCAAACACUGCUGCAAGCUGGGAAGCUCCAAGGCCCAACCCCCCUUUCCCUGAUCUGGUAGAGCCACUUCUGCCCAGACCUGGAGACUUGGCCCCAGUCUCUGCCAGCAUCCCAGCAGGCCCCAUUUUGGAGGAAGAAGUGCCACAACAGCAGAGUCCUGUUGGCCAGGCCAGGGAGCUGGAGGCUGAGUUCGGGGAGCAGGGCCAGGUGGCCCAUGGUACCAACGGCAUUCACGUCACCGGCGGGUCAGUGACUGUCACCGGCAACAUCUACAUCUACAAUGGGCCUGUUCUAGGGGGAGCACAGGGCCCUGGAGACCCCCCUGCUCCCCCAGACCCUCCAUACCCCAUUCCUGAAGAGGGUGCCCCUGGCCCUCCUGGCCUCUCAACACCUCACCAGGAAGAUGGCAAAGCUUGGCACCUGGCUGAAACAGAGACCCUGGGGUAUCACGCCAUCUAGCAGGGAGCCCAGGAGACACUCUGUCACCCAUGCCUGGUGAUGUCUGGGAAAAGCAAGGAGAAGGGAAGCACUGUGGCACCUUCUCCCCUGGGGCUGCCCUAGGCACUCAGGAUCCAUGGGGGACCUGGGUAGGGCCACCAAGGGACAGAGUCCUAAGGGGCCGGGCCUCAGAGCCCCUGCCCAGAGCAGCGCUGGGCACUGGCUGGGUUCAGUACCCUCCGCAGGACUCUCACUGCGGCCUGAGCAAACCCAAGACCUCACUGCAGCCCUGCCUGCCCACUGGGCUGCACCAGCUCAGCUUGACCGGGCACAUGGUGUCAACUGCUGCCCACCCUGCCACUGUCUGCCCUGACUGUGGCCCAGAAGCCGUCACCGGGACCUCUAAGGGCUUCGUGGUGCUCACCCCCAAGCUUCAGAGGCCCUGCGAGGGCCCACACUUCACAUGGACGGAGGUAGAUCUCAUACGGACAUAAGGUUAUGUGGAAGACUCCCCACCCACCCCCACACACCUCCUGGAGGAGAGGAGAGGGGAUCCUUAAAGAACAGGGAUUUGGGGAUGAGGUUUGUAAAGGGAAGAAAAUGGCAAGUGUAUUUAAAAUUGUAACCACAUGCAAAUAAAAGAGGAAAUUGCGACCCAGAAAA
This is a messenger RNA of Choloepus didactylus (southern two-toed sloth), 2117 nucleotides long. RefSeq names its product lymphotoxin beta receptor (gene LTBR). Gene Ontology annotation, biological process: hematopoietic or lymphoid organ development; immune response; positive regulation of canonical NF-kappaB signal transduction. Gene Ontology annotation, molecular function: ubiquitin protein ligase binding. NCBI's taxonomy places the organism in Eukaryota, Metazoa, Chordata, Mammalia, Pilosa, Megalonychidae. The transcript has 10 exons. The record is from RefSeq and is a predicted model, not a curated record. The coding region runs from base 210 to 1475 and encodes 421 amino acids.